Molecule: messenger RNA, 1122 nt
Organism: Amaranthus tricolor (Joseph's coat)
Lineage: Eukaryota; Viridiplantae; Streptophyta; Magnoliopsida; Caryophyllales; Amaranthaceae
Product: constitutive photomorphogenesis protein 10
Exons: 4
Coding region: 219-731 (170 amino acids)
Biological process (GO): protein polyubiquitination
Cellular component (GO): nucleus
Molecular function (GO): ubiquitin conjugating enzyme activity
Source: RefSeq, a predicted model, not a curated record
UUCUAACGAUCGCUUUAACGGAAUUUGCUUAUAUAAUGCCGACUUUAUAAGAUGAUUUCAUCUAUCCUUAAGUACAGUUGCGCACUUAAGUGCGAAUUGGGAACACAAUUAGGAUAAUGAAGUAUCUCUAAUAAUCUCUGCAGUACAAUACUCCGAGCUUAUAAAACAAUGGCGGACGAAAAUUGACAAAUUGAGUAGAGAAAGAUCGAGAAACUACGAUGAUGAUGAACAGUGGAAGCAGCAGUGUCGGAGGAAGAACUUCAUGGCCAUCAUCUACCUCAUUAUCGUCUUCAGGCAAGAGAAUUCUUAAAGAAUUGAAGGAUUUGGAUUCUCACCCUCUUACUCUCUGUUCAGCUGGUCCUAUUGCCGAUAGUCUUUAUCACUGGCUUGCCACCUUCCUUGGCCCUCCUGGGACUCCAUAUGAAGGUGGUAUCUUUUUUCUCGACAUUUUGUUUCCUAAUGACUACCCAUUUAAGCCUCCUAAGGUGGUGUUUAAGACAAGAAUUUAUCAUUGCAAUGUUGAUUUUUGUGGGAAUUUGUAUUUGGAGAUUUUGAAAGAUGCUUGGAGUCCUGCCCUUACUAUCUCAGAUCUCCUACAUUCUAUCAGAUCUAUCUUUCUCAAUCCUGACCCUCACAAUGCUCUUGUGUCUUCCAUUGUGCACCUGUACCAGGUUGAUAGGAAAAGCCACGAUGAGCUAGCCGCUAAGUGGACACACCGUUUUGCAAAAUAAAACGAACAGGCUAUGGUGAAGACUUGGGAUAUUGAAAUCUUGUGCAUGGGUGUGCAUGGUUUUGAGUUGCUCCUUGUACAUUGGGAGUACUGCAUGUUAAAAUAGGGUCACUGGAUCUGUCAGCUUUUGGUUGCAAAUUACCUAAUUGUAGCAAAGCUAAAUUAUACUCUUGUUGUCUCCCCUAUGUUUCUCUAAUGAUGGAUUAUACUUUUGUAUCCCUACUCUCCCUUUGAGUAUGCAUUACAUGACUAAAAAAGCUCUCCCAUAUUUGAGUUAUAUGGUGUAAAUUCAAAGAGAUAUAGGGAGUAUCACGUUUUAUUCAUGUACAUUUGGGAAAGUUGAAAAGAAGAAUACAUUAAUUUCAUUCAUGAUUGAUAAUUUAUAAGCCAUA